Molecule: messenger RNA, 3318 nt
Organism: Marchantia polymorpha subsp. ruderalis
Lineage: Eukaryota; Viridiplantae; Streptophyta; Marchantiopsida; Marchantiales; Marchantiaceae
Source: the annotation of a GenBank genome assembly
AACUCCUCCGCCAGCCUCCGGCCCGGGCCCCUGCCCCUGCCCCUGCUCCUGCUCCUCCUCAUCUUCAUCAUCAUCGUCGCAGAUUCGCGUGCAGUGCCAUCGUCGUCUGCAGCAGCCUCGAUUGCCGAUUGCCCUCGCUCGAGGAGGAAUUCGGGAGAGGGAUUGAACGAGAGGACGGAGAAGAGAGCAAAGCAGAGGAGUGCAGAGAAGUGGAGAGAGGAUCAGAGGAGAUUAGAGGAGAGGAGAGUCCUGGCUUUGAGAGGUCGAGGAAUGAGAACGUGCUGCCAGUCGGGAACUUGGAAGGGGAGAAGGCGCGGGGGCGGAGAGUGGCUUGCCAAUUUUCCGUGGCACGGAGCGCAAUUGAGCAAUUGAGAAUUUGAGCUCGGAGCUCUGUCUGAGCCGGUCGACACUCCGUGCUGUCUGUGCUUCCAGGCGCCAGUGUCCCACGCGUGAAUGUUGAUCGUUUCUCGUUGGGACGAGAGGGCGGAAAUUGGUGAGACGGGGCCUCUCCUGACGCGGCUGCAAGAAACCAAUUCGAACGAGUGCGCUCAUGGGAGGAUGCUAAGCGCAAGUCUGGUCUUCCUCCGCGCGCUGGUGCAGCUGAAGUAACAGUGGUCUUAAUUGAAUCGAGAGUUUGCGUUUUGCUUUGAGAAUUCUUUUGGGGGCCUACUCUAUGCGAUGCGGAAGAAAUGAGGUGUGCGGCGAGGUAGAAUCUGAGAAAACAGCCGUAAAGCAUAGGUAGCUAGGAAAUAGUAUUUUAUUGGAGGAGAAGGACACACAGCUUCCGACUCCGGUGAACAUCGUAGCACUAGCCGAGGAAGGAAAACGAGAUUUGUGCGCCAAGUGAAAUCGAAGACCCGGAGGUCCGGGUGCGAUUCGUGAAGAAGAUGGUCGCCUUGCUGAGACGGGCUUUCAUAUCGAUGUGUCAUCGGAUACCCGUGUCGGCGCUGUUCGACGAGAUGGAUAUACAAUCUGAGGAGUCGGAUUGUACCAAGUUGUCAGGGGAUUUGCUUCUGUCGAUUUUUAGACGCCUUCCGGCAAGAGAUUUGGUGAUGGCGAGCCUCGUAUGCAAGACGUGGAACUUUGUCAGUAACGAUCAAGUCUUAUGGGAGUCACUGCUAGCAGAGGAAGCUGGUCCGAAACUUUGGCCAUCUCUCCUGUUCGCCGAGGGCCACCUUAGAACAGGAGGAGCUAUCAGAGAACCCUGCCUGCCCCUUCCUUUCCACGUGAUAUAUGGGGAGCGCUCGCGCGUUCCUCGGUCUGUCAUUAUCGAUGGUGGAUCUGGAUACUGUAAGUACGGAUGGAGCGAUCAGGAAAGACCUGAACAGCGAUUUGCAACAUUUCUGGAGUUUGGAAACAUCGAGUCACCAAUCUAUCCCCGUCUCAAAGAACUCUUCAUUACUUUGUUCCAGCGCAUGCAGGCCAAACCGAAUGCCCAACCUAUCGUUCUGACCGCCCCAAUCAGCCACUCGGAUAAUACCGAUGCUGCAUUGGCAGCAAGAAAGCAGUUGCGAGAAAUAACCCAUCUCGUACUUUUUGAAUUGGGGGUGCCGGCUAUCUGCUACGUGAAUCAGGCAGUUCUGGCGCUAUUUGCUGCGGAUCGGACGUCUGGAAUUGUAGUCAACAUGGGAUUUCAUGUUACAUCCGUCGUACCAAUUUUGCAUGGAAAGGUAAUGAGGAGUGUCGGUGUUGAAAUAGUUGGUCAAGGGGCCAUGCAGCUGACAGUACACUUGGGCGAGCUCAUGCAACAUAAUAUGCGACCCGCUGCUUCCAUGUACACUGUUCGCACUCUGAAAGAGAAUCUGUGUUAUGUUGCGGAAGAUUUUGAAGAGGAAUUGAACAAAGCAGAUGUUCAAGCAUCUUUUGGAGUCCACCAAGAGGGCACAUUCACGCUCGAAGACGAGCGCUUUAGAGCUCCGGAGAUAUUGUUCCAACCUCGUCUUGGACGCUUGCGAACCAUGAGUUUGCAGCAGGCUGUUGCAUUGUGCAUGGAGCACUCCGCAACGUUGCCUGUCAAGCACAAGAGUGAUGAGAAUUGGUUCAAGACGGUUGUUCUUUCUGGUGGCACAGCCUGUCUUCCAGGUCUAGCUGGAAGGUUAAAGAAGGAAGUUUGCAAGGCUCUCUCGUCUUCUUCAUUGGCCGACGGUCUAGAAGUGCUCCCUCCGAAACAAGGACCAGAUUCUGCUUGGUGUGGCGCGAAAUUAAUAAGCAAUGUUAGUACAUUUCCGGAAGCUUGGUGUCUAACGAAAAAGAAGUACAAGAGGUACGGACCCGCAUCCGUGCAUUCGAUGGCUCUUGAGGAGGAUACUCCUCCAGGCGACACAUCUUUUCCUUUCUUGGCGAAGAAAUCCUGGUAGAAAUUAAUUUCUUCGAAGACCUUGUUUGUCAUCAAACAAGAAAUGACCAGAUUUUGUACACUGUAUAAAGUAUCGCCUAGGUGGUGAGGUUUCAUCAUGUCGCGAAUCUCACCAUAUAACGAAAACCGAGAACCUUAACCCGAGUAAGUUCCAUGGAAUCUCGAUCUUAGUUCUCAAGUACAUAGCUUCUUGAAUCAAAGACAUCCCAGUGAUUGCUCACUACACAUGAAAAACACUGUAUAUUUUGACAUUUCUCCGAAGCACAAGAAAUGCCCGAGUUGAAAUGUCUCACCGGAGGUGAAAAUGGCCUCUGGGUGUAGAUUCAGUCACAGCAUGCAGAUCCAUCUUCAUUGGAUAAGGAAUUUACCAACAUACAUAUCUCUGUCCAAGAGUGGUCUAUACAUAUAAUAGAUUGUCAUGAGUGAAUCGCAAUUCACCAAUCCGGGUUGCAUCCGUCCACUCUGAAAGCUUGUCAGUUUAUACGUUCGACGGCAAAGUUCAGGUCGAGUCCCCAGCAUCGGAUGAUAGUUCCGCACCUCUGGUGGAUAGACGAACAUGCCGUCAGAGGGACACGGUCGUGGACAUUGUAUACUGGUCAGGAAGUUUUGUCGGCUUUACCUCGCUUCUUCUACCCCGUUCAAUUUGUCCCAUAGUGAACAUACUUUACGGGAGACCUCGAACUCUGAUUCGCCGAAUUCUGUGUCAUGUGAUUACCACCAAAGCCGAAAGUGAAGAUAGAGACCAGAACAAGCCCUGUGUAAAAUCCUCAAGCUAUCAGAAAGGUCUGCCGAAGAUAGUGCCCAUAUCGUAGGAUCUUCCCGUAUGCUGUCAGUGUUCAGUGGAUUUGGAAUAGCCAUUCGCCGUACGAUCACGUCCUGGACGCCAUCUGUCAUCGUCGCGAUUUGUAUCGAUCUUUCAGGGACUUAGCAUAUGUGUAAUAUACGAAAGCCUUUGGCGAUGC